Molecule: messenger RNA, 1077 nt
Organism: Aspergillus nidulans FGSC A4
Lineage: Eukaryota; Fungi; Ascomycota; Eurotiomycetes; Eurotiales; Aspergillaceae
Exons: 2
Coding region: 1-1077 (358 amino acids)
Source: RefSeq, a predicted model, not a curated record
AUGAUUACAGCCAUCUCUAAUGAACGACAAGGGUGCGCCAUAUCCGGUGCGACGAGUCCCCCGGGGGUCAGUGCCAGAACUGCCUCUCUGCGGGCUGGCAGUGAGGGCUACAACGACAUUGACCGGCUGCCGGGGCCUAGGCAACUUCCCUGCGCGUACUCUAAUACCUGUAUACGGGAUAUCGGCACAAGGGUCAAGGCCGCGUGGCCCAUGACCGCCGACGAGCAGCGGCCUUUUGCCUACUUUCAACAGCAUCCUAUCGUCAGCCUGACGGCCCUUUUCGAAUUGCCGCUAUGGCAAAGGCACGCCCUGCAAAUGUGCCAUGCCGACCAAGCCAUCUUCCACGCCGUCACCAUGCUCAGCGCAGCGCAUCAGAGCUCCGAGCUGAAACAUAUGCAGAGAGUACAAGGUACCUCAGUCCACCGCGCCUACUGCUUCUCGCUGCAGCAGUCGUCGCGCGCUAUGAGAUUGCUAAGUCAGCGACUGGCCUCGCAGGACCCCGAACUCCGCCACGUAGUCCUGCUCUGCUCCUUGCUCUUCGGCUUAUCGGACGUUCUCCUCGACAGGCACGAGAGCGCCUGGACGCAUUUCCUCUCGGGCCUACGCAUCCUCAAAGAGAUCGAACACCAUCCAUAUCUCAUCUCCAAGGCCGAGCCAUCCCUAGUUGCUGUAUACCGCCGGAUAAGCCUGCAGGCAGCCCUAUACAGCACCAAAAUCUCGUGGGCAGAUGUCCCUCCAUCACCGGUACCAACAUACGUUCCUCCACCACCGCCUGACGAUGCUCUUAAGGCCUCUGCUACUGGACACCAGGAUCCCGUUGAUCGCAACGGGCCUGGGCCUCUCUGGCUACGACUUCGUCGCCACUACAAUUCCUUGUAUAUCGCGCAAUCCCGCCUCCUCUGCACAUUCGCUCAGUUCGUUCAGAAAUUCAUCUUCUUCUGCGAAUCGCACUCACCCACCCUCCCCAAGAAUCAACAGAGCACGCUUGACCUCCUCCAUCUCCUCAUCCUAGGCCAUAUUCUGUCUCUCAAAAUUGCCGGAGGGCCCCUACCACUUUCCGUCCUUCCCGAGGUCUAA